This is a messenger RNA of Symbiodinium necroappetens, 2400 nucleotides long. The record is from the annotation of a GenBank genome assembly. Lineage: Eukaryota; Dinophyceae; Suessiales; Symbiodiniaceae.
AUGGCACGCAAAACGAACAAUGGCAACGUCAAAAGUGCUCGCAAGGCUAAGGCCAACUCAGUCGCUUCCCAGUCUAGGCCCAGUCUCAGAAAGAGCCCUCGCGAGGCACGCCCGGGGAAGCCUCGGGGGCUUUCGAACCGCAGAGCCGCGGAGGAAGCGGAGAUCAGAGCUCUUGAGGCGAGGAUUCGAGCAGAGUGCUCGGGCCGCGUCGCUGCGACCACGAGCACCGCGAACGCGGGACAGGGGCCCGCCCUGACUGGUCGUCUCUUCCGUGAGCUGCCAAUCUCGGAGCGCACUUUGCGCGGCUUGGAGGCCUCGAAAUACGUCAAGAUGACAGAGAUUCAAUCCGGUGCAAUCCCACUAGCUCUUUCUGGCCGUGACAUCUUGGGCGAAGCUCGCACUGGCUCGGGCAAGACUUUGGCAUUCCUGGUGCCUGCAGUCGAGUACCUUUACAGGCAAAAUUGGUCCAAGAUGGAUGGUCUGGGUUCUGUGAUUGUGUCUCCAACGCGCGAGCUUGCUUACCAGAUUUUUCAGGUCCUGACGAAUGUCGGUCAGGAGCACGAGAUUUCUGCAGGUUGCAUUGUGGGUGGCCGAUCUCUUGCAGAGGAACAGCAUGCAGUUGCGAAUAUGAGCAUUCUGGUGGCCACACCUGGAAGGCUGUUGCAGCACUUGGACGAGUCGCCGGGCUUCGAUGCAUCUGCCUUGCUGAUUCUAGUCAUAGAUGAAGCCGAUCGCAUUCUGGACUUUGGGUUUCAGGAGACAAUGCACAACAUCCUCCAACACCUGCCUGUCCAGCGUCAGACGCUUCUCUUCUCCGCAACCUUGCACAACAGUGUUCACAGACUUGGCCGCGCUGCACUGCGUUCACCGGAGGUCAUUUCCGUGCAUCACAAUGCCAAAAGCCGCACGCCUGAAACUCUGAAGCAGAUUUACAUGGUGGUGCCGUUGGAGAAAAAGGUUGACACCCUUUUUUCGUUCCUUCGAUCCCAUUCCCAAAAGAAGACCAUCGUCUUUGUGUCUACCUGCAAGCAAGUCAGGUUCCUCUACGAGGCCUUCAGGAAGUUGAAACCGGGUCCGGCCGUGAUGGAGUUGCAUGGCCGGCAGAGUUUGACAAAGCGGAUGCUGAUUUUCCAGCAGUUCAUGGAGCGCGAGCGUGCUGUCGCCUUGUUGUGCACGGACAUAGCAGCCCGGGGUGUGGACUUUCCAGCUGUGGACUGGGUCGUGCAGGCUGAUUGCCCCGACACAGUGGACUCCUACAUCCAUCGAGUUGGGCGAACAGCCAGAUAUGAAAGCACGGGCAAGUCGGCACUUUUUUUGCUACCGUCCGAGAAGCCUUUCGUGGACAAAUUGCUUCAGGCGCGCGUGGGUGUACGAGCCAUCAAUGCGAAGCAGUCGAAAGUUGUGUCUAUACAACAGAAGCUGGCCUCGGUGCUCGCCGAAUCCGGGGACAUUCGCCACCUCGCCCAGCGGGCCUUUGCCUCCUAUGUGCGUUCUGUGCGGCUCAUGAAAGACAAAGACAUCUUCGACUUCCAGGCUCUGCCCAAGGCUGCCUUUGCAGAGUCUUUGGGCUUGGCCGAUGCGCCAGAGAUCGGAGCCGAGGGGGAGGGUGAGGACACCGAGCACAACAAGCUGAAGAAACGGAAGAACCAGUCUGCCUUGCAGCGGCUCAAAGACAAGAUCCGGGAAAAGAAGCAGGCCGGAAAACAAGCGCCAAAACAGGACGAGGACACAGAGGAGGAGCUGGAGCUGGAUCAGCCGCCCAGCUCGAAGAAAAAGGUUGGCAAGUGGGAGCGCCGCCAGCGACGUAUCGCUGCAGCAAGCAAGGCAGGCCUAGAGCCUGCAAAGGAAGCGGCAACGGAGGAAGAUUUCUUGGAGCUCGUUGAAGGGCAAAGGGAAGGCUUAGAGUCUCAAGCUGUGCUCCCGAUCAAGAAGCGCCUGAAGAUUCGCAAAGAUGGAUCAGCUCAGGCGAGCAGACAGCACGUUUUCUUCACCGGAAAGAACGGUGCAAAAGCCAGCUCCGAGUUAGCGCAGUUGGCAGACGAACUCCGUGCAGAGGUGUCAGAGAAAGGCGAGUCUCGGGCCAGCUUUCUUCGGCGAGUGCAGGACGACCUCGCCACGCGAGAUUCUUCCGAUGCAGCUUUGAGCCGUUCGCGCAUCCAGAAGCGCCAUCAGACCAUGCGCCGCAAAGAGCGUGCAGCAAAAGGCGUGCAGGAUAACGAAGAGCUGGACUGCGAGUCUGAAAGUCCGCCCCCCUCACCUGCACCUCAGCAGACAGAGGGGAGCUUGGAAGACAGCGUGCCAAAGAGGAAGGCGGCUUCCUCUGUGUCCAAGAUUGCCAGCUUGGACUUGGAAGAUUUGGAGAAGAAGGCCUUGAGCCGCUUGGGUGGCCUUUUCGCAUAG